This is a messenger RNA of Zea mays, 2028 nucleotides long. Its product is annotated as tRNA (guanine-N(1)-)-methyltransferase. Gene Ontology annotation, biological process: tRNA methylation; RNA (guanine-N7)-methylation. The transcript has 4 exons. Gene Ontology annotation, cellular component: tRNA methyltransferase complex. NCBI's taxonomy places the organism in Eukaryota, Viridiplantae, Streptophyta, Magnoliopsida, Poales, Poaceae. Gene Ontology annotation, molecular function: tRNA (guanine(46)-N7)-methyltransferase activity. The record is from RefSeq and is a predicted model, not a curated record. Bases 1092 to 1859 code for a protein of 255 amino acids.
UCUAGCCGGCCCAUUCCCGCCCCACCCUUGUGGCCUGCCUCACCCGACCCGACCCGGUCUCCCCCAAACCCUCGGGCAGCUUCUCCCGUGCCCCUCGCGUGCGCUCUACGACUGGGCGGCCGCCGGCACCCUACACCAGUUGCCCAGGUCUCUGUCUUCGGGACCUUCCCCGGCGACGAGCAUCCACCAGGUCAUUGCUGAGAAGGCCGAGAAGAGCGACACCCUGGAAAUUCACAGCAAAGUCAGUUCGUGCCCGUUUCAAGAAUAAUUCGAUUGCAUUUCUAAUUGUUUGGGUAGUUUUCCUCCCAUUACAUAUCUCCUUGUGCUUCUGAAAGUGCGUAUUGUAGCAUUUUUUUCAUUGAUUUUGCCAAACUCUUAAGUGUGGCUGUGCCGCUGUGGGACCAUUUUCCUCCUGCCAAUCAUGCUUCCAGCUUCAACUGAAGAGGGGUAGCAUUCUGUGCAUUUUAUUUACUUGACGAUUCAUUUUUCAGUUACUAGUUUGAACUGAAAACAUUGUAUUGUUCCCCCCCUAUUCCCUAUUUAACAUAAGACUGUGUUAGAAUUUUACAUGCUAAACAUUCUUUAUUAUUUAGAAACAUAAUACAGUGUUGUAAUUUUAGAUGCCAAACAUCCUUAACUUUGUGGUUUCACUUCACCUUAAUCCAUGUUUUGACCAAAACAUAUUGUUUGCAGUCAAUGGGUGGUUCACUAAGAUGAGACAUUUGUUGCGAUACAACUGCAUGAUGUUUUGAGUCAUUUAUUCACACUGUUAUUAAAGUGUCAUUUAAACGACGAUUAAGCGUCGUUUAAGCGCUAGAACGCGAUUUGAAUCCAAAACGUCCGAACGUUUUAAAAAAUAGUGUUGAACGUCUGUUUUGGAUGUUUAAGCAUCGUGUAAACGUCCUAAACGCGCGUUUUAGACGUUUUAGGGUUCUACGGACGUUCUAUGUGUUAGUGGGCCUUAAUGGGCCUUUCCAGGCUUCAAGCAAGCCUCCCGCCAGACACGUUCCAGAUUCCAGGCUUCAAGCCUCCCGCUAGCCAGCCGCCAGCCUGCUACCGCCGUCGGUCGUCCUCAGCCGCCCGCCAGGCUGAUGACGAGGACAAACGAUGCAAGUGGUGGUGGGAAGCUUCCCCGGAAGCGCUUCUAUCGCGCCAGGGCACACAGCAACCCGCUCAGCGACUCGCACUUCCCAGUCCCAAUAUCGCCUGAAGAGGUCGAUCUCUCACAGCACUACCCGCGGUACUUCCCUGCUGACAAGGGCAGCGACGGUGAGGAGGCUGCAGCGCCACAACAGAUCCGCUUCGCCGAUGUGGGGUGCGGAUUUGGCGGGUUGCUUGUAGGGCUCUCGCCUCUCUUCCCAGAUACGCUCAUGAUUGGCAUGGAGCUCAGGGACAAGGUAACGGAGUAUGUGAAGGAGAGGAUUUUAGCUCUAAGAGGGGCAAACCCAGGACAGUAUGAUAACAUAUCCGUUGUCCGCACGAACUCGAUGAAAUACAUUCCAAAUUACUUCAGAAAGGCUCAGCUCACCAAGAUGUUCUUCCUGUUCCCCGAUCCCCACUUCAAGGAGAAGAACCACAGGAGGAGGGUUAUCAGCAUGCAGCUGUUAGACGAAUAUGCUUACGUGAUGGAAGUGGGAGGAAUCAUAUAUACCAUCACUGAUGUCGAGGAGCUCGGAGAGUGGAUGCGGUCGUGUCUAGAGAAACACCCGUUAUUCGAAACCGUUCCUGAGGAAGAGAUUAAGGCUGACCCUGUUUUCAAACUACUGUCUACUGCCACCGAAGAAAGCCAGAAGGUGGCAAGAAAUGGAGGACAGACUUUCUAUGCCAUCUUCAGGCGGAUCUCCUUACAAGAAGAAUAAGUCGCUUAGAGAUUAUAAGCUAGAUCGUGUUACGUGUGUUUGUCAGUUUUAUACAUUUUUUUUUUAAAAAAAUUUAGCAGUAGGUGUACUUGGUACUAAAUAUUGCAAUGUUGCUUUGCAAGGUUCUGCAGACCCAGUUAUUUUGUUCAGCUUUAAAAGAGUUUACCAA